AAUGUGAAAUGGGCGUGGCUAGACGGAGGAAGCGGCUCUAGCAUAUCAAGCAAAACAAAAGCGAUUCAACGAAAUAAUGCGACUAAACUGAUCAGAUGGUUUGCUGACGAUGUCCUCUUUCCCGUCCUCCACCUCCAAGACUCUGUCCUCCACGCCGCUGAAGAGCAGAUCCAGCGUCCUGCAGCGCAGUAGGAGUCUGGAAUCCAGUGGCGGCUCCACCUCCUCUCUGAUCUCUCCCAUCUAUCACGACAGCUUCGAUCAUUCAGAGGAUGAACCAGAAGAUCACUUUCAGCCUAUUCGCAACCUCACCAUCACGCUAAAUGAAGACGCAGCGCCGCUUUCUCCAUCCAGGGGUGAGGUGAACACGACAGGCCUGGACGACAGACUUUCCUCCAGUCAGAUGAAACUGAGCGCCUGGGAGCAGUGGAUUGUGGCUAAAGCCAAGGAAGAGCGCGUCCGAAAGCAGCAGAAAGCUGUGGAGGAGCUCACGCUGAAGGAUAAAGAGAAGGAGAAGGAAAAAGAAGAGCAGAAGAAGAAAGUCGCCAGUGAUUGCAAAAUUCAAGAGUGGCUGCAAAUGAAACGAGAACAGGAAAAGAAAGACAAGCAGUCCAGAGAGUCUCAGAAGAGCGAGAAACAGCUUAAAGAAGAGCAAAAGCGAGGGGAGAUCGAGAGAAGAGCUCAGGAGAAAUAUAAAGAGUGGCUGCGGAAGAAGAAGCAGGAGGAAGCUGAGAGAAAGCUGAGAGAGAAGGAAGAAGCAGAGAGAAGACUAGCGGAAGAGCGGGAGCGGAAAGAAAAGGCGGAGGAAAGCUUUAAAGAAUGGCUUGAUGGGGUGAAAAGCAAACAGAAAGUGAGCCGACAGUCUUCAGCAUGCUCAGCCGGGAGCUAUAACAAUGUGAAUUAUCCGUCUCCGAGUUUCGUCAACCCCAUUCCCUGGAAACCCAUUCAUGUCCCGAAGCAGGAGCCAUCGGCCCGCAAGAGUUCAUCUCGGAGGAGAAAAACAGGACCAGCCAAAAGCCAAUCCAGCUCCUGCUUCACUUACAGACCCAAAGACACCAUCAGUUUCGCCUGUAAGAGGCGCUGAUGCUGCCAUCUGCUGGACUCUUAUUAACACUUGCUGCGUUUUUAUCAAGCAGAAAUUGAUGUUUUUGACUCGAUGAGUUGACUCGUGUGUAUUUUUGGUUGAAUGUUUGCUAAAUAUGAAAGCAGAUGAUUUUUCUACUCCAAAUAAAAGAUUUUUGUAAAUGC
This is a messenger RNA of Danio rerio (zebrafish), 1245 nucleotides long. It is a transcript of the gene ccdc34, whose product is annotated as coiled-coil domain containing 34. The record is from RefSeq and is marked validated. NCBI's taxonomy places the organism in Eukaryota, Metazoa, Chordata, Actinopteri, Cypriniformes, Danionidae.